CACACUCGGGAGCAGCGUUUUGACGCACCACGCAGAGUUGGAUUAUAGUAUUGCGCGCUGGUCUUUCACGGAGCGUUUUCGCUUUCCUCACGUUGCCUGCUCUCUCUCUUCUCGCAUGUGAUAGAGUGUUAUUGAUACAUGAUCGGAAUCAAUACCACUUUGACCUCUGCUGAGCUUUUUGGGGAUAAAAAAAACCAAAACAACAAAAACGAGCGCUGUCGCCGCUUCUGCCUCUUUGCCGGAGGCGUGUUGUGAAUUAAUAACAAGACAGUCUCACCUGGAGUGUGUGUGGAGUGUGAGGUCUGUGUGUGUGCGCGCGCGCACGUGUGUGUGUGUGUGAGUGUAAAAGAGUGUGUUUCUCUGGAUCAGGUCAAGGUGUGAGGUGUUACACUCUACCUGGUUCCGCACACACACCGCAUUUACACCACAUACACUAACUCAAAGCGCACCGGGGGGAUUUUGCGCACCGCAUGCCGGGGACAUGUGGAAGUUUUCGCCGCUGUAGCGCAGUGAGAGAGCCGGUUGAGAGCCGCCUGGUCGACCUCUCCUCUCCCUGUCCGGAGGGAUCAAACUCCCGGUGCAAAGCCUUCACAGACAGAGCCCCCUCCAAGAAGAGCCAAAUGUAAAUUCAGCAAGAGAAAUUCCCCCCAAAAAACCCACAAAGAGGAAUCAGCAAACAAGAGGACUGUCUAGUUCACAGCGCAGAGUUUGGUGAGCUUUCCACGGAUUCAUUUCAGGGCUUUUAAUUUUGUUUAACGCCCUUGAAUUACCCAGUGUUUCGUGCGUGGGUCUCAUAUUGGCCCCCACUUGCCGCAGUGAUGGUGGGAGCUGUGAGCGCUGCUGGCCCUGGCCUCUCUCCGGCCACUGCAGGGCUGCUGGUGGCUCUUCUGGUUCUGUUGAGCGGAGCGGACGCUCAGCCGUGUCCGGCCCAGUGUUCCUGCACUGGCACCACAGUGGACUGUCACGGCCAAGGACUGCGCAGCGUGCCCAGGAACAUUCCACGCAACACGGAGAGGCUGGACCUGAAUGCAAACAACCUCACAAAAAUCACCAAGGCGGAUUUUGCAGGACUGAGGCAUCUGCGAGUCUUGCAGCUAAUGGAGAACAAAAUCACCACGAUUGAGAGAGGAGCCUUUCAGGACCUGAAGGAGCUGGAGAGACUGCGCCUGAAUCGGAAUAAUCUGGCUGUCUUUCCCGAGCUGCUUUUCCUGGGAACGACAAAGCUUUACAGACUUGAUCUGAGUGAGAACCAGAUUCAAGGGGUUCCAAGGAAAGCCUUCAGGGGAGCCGUGGAGAUCAAGAACCUCCAGUUGGACUACAACCACAUCAGCUGUUUAGAGGAUGGAGCUUUUCGAGCAUUACGUGACCUGGAAGUGCUGACGCUCAACAACAACAACAUCAGUCGACUGUCUGUGGCCAGUUUCAACCACAUGCCAAAGCUCAGGACCUUUCGCCUGCACUCCAACAACCUGCAGUGUGAUUGUCACGUGGCCUGGCUGUCAGAGUGGCUGCGACAACGCCCCCGUCUGGGACUUUAUACACAGUGCAUGGCGCCGCCACAUUUGAGGGGGCACAACGUGGCUGAGGUGCAGAAGAAAGAGUUUGUCUGCACAGGUUACCAGUCGUCGUCAUUCUCCUCCUGCAGUGUGUUACAGUGCCCAGAGUCGUGCACCUGCAGUAACAACAUUGUGGACUGCAGAGGAAAGGGACUGACAGAAAUACCCACCAACCUGCCUGAAACCAUUACUGAGAUCCGACUGGAGCAGAACGCCAUCAAGGUGAUCCCAGCUGGGGCCUUUUCUCCUUAUAAGAAGCUACGCAGGAUAGACUUGAGUAACAACCAGAUUUCGGAGCUGGCUUCGGAUGCUUUUCAAGGUCUGCGCUCCCUCAACUCUCUGGUUUUAUAUGGGAACAAGAUCACUGAGAUUUCCAAAGGAUUGUUUGAGGGACUUUUUUCUCUGCAGCUAUUGUUACUGAAUGCUAAUAAGAUAGCAUGUCUGCGUGUGGAUGCAUUUCAGGACCUUCACAACCUCAAUUUGCUCUCACUGUAUGACAACAAGCUCCAGACCAUCGCCAAAGGAACUUUCUCAUCGCUGAGAGCCAUACAAACACUUCACUUAGCCCAGAACCCGUUCAUCUGUGACUGCCAUCUGAAGUGGCUGGCCGACUACCUGCAGGACAAUCCCAUUGAAACGAGCGGUGCGCGCUGCACAAGCCCGCGGCGGCUCGCCAACAAACGGAUCGGACAAAUCAAGAGCAAGAAGUUCCGCUGCUCAGCUAGAGAACAGUAUUUCAUUCCAGGAGUACACCACCAUGUCGGCUGUACUGAAGACUACCGCAGCAAGCUCGGAGGAGACUGCUUCGCUGACCUGGCCUGUCCCGAGAAGUGCCGCUGUGAGGGCACGACGGUCGACUGCUCCAACCAGAAACUCACCAAAAUUCCAGAUCACAUUCCUCAAUACACCGCAGAACUGCGUCUCAACAACAAUGAAUUCACUGUGCUCGAGGCCACCGGCAUCUUCAAAAAGCUGCCUCAGCUGAGGAAGAUUAACCUGAGCAACAACCGUAUCACUGACAUAGAGGAGGGUACAUUUGAAGGAGCCACGGGGGUCAACGAGUUGAUUCUGACCUCCAACAGACUGGAGAACAUACACCACCGCAUGCUGAAGGGACUGAGUGGCCUCCGCACGCUUAUGCUGAGGAGUAACCGAAUCAGCUGUGUGAGUAACAGCAGCUUUGUGGGGUUGAGCUCAGUUCGUCUCCUGUCGCUCUAUGACAACCAGAUCACCUCCAUGAACCCCGGGGCUUUUGACACUCUGCACUCUCUGUCCACACUAAACCUCCUGGCCAACCCCUUCAACUGUAACUGUCACCUGGCUUGGCUCGGGGAUUGGCUGAGGAGGAAACGCAUCGUCACGGGUAACCCUCGCUGCCAGAGUCCCUACUUCCUGAAAGAGAUCCCCAUCCAGGAUGUAGCUGUGCAGGACUUUGCCUGUGAAGAUGGUAAUGAUGAGAACAGCUGUUCUCCAGUGCUGAGGUGCCCAGCAGAGUGUUCGUGUUUGGACACAGUGGUGCGCUGCAGCAACAAGGGUCUCACCACACUGCCAAAGGGACUGCCCAAAGAAACCACUGAACUCUACCUGGACGGUAACCAUUUCACUCAGGUUCCCGCGGAGCUGUCCGACUACAAACAACUAACAUUGAUCGACUUGAGUAACAACCAGAUCAGCACAUUGUCCAACCACAGCCUCAGUAACAUGUCCGAGCUGCUUACCCUAAUCCUAAGCUACAACCGCCUGAGGUGCUUUCCGGUGAGGGCGUUUGAUGGACUCAAGUCUCUGCGUUUGCUCUCUCUCCAUGGUAACGACAUAUCACUGAUACCAGAGGGAGCCUUCAAAGACCUGUCAUCACUUUCCCACCUAGCUCUGGGCGCCAACCCUCUGCACUGUGACUGCCACAUGCAGUGGCUGUCAGACUGGGUAAAAAGUGGCUACAAGGAACCUGGCAUAGCCCGCUGUGCCGGACCCGGUGACAUGACGGACAAACUGCUGCUCACCACACCUUCCAAGAAGUUCACCUGCACAGACGUCCUGGGGCCUUGUGGUUUUCUGGUGCCAGGUCCAGUGGAUAUGAGUAUCCAGGCCAAGUGUGAACCCUGCCUGUCCAGCCCCUGCAAGAACGAUGGCACCUGUUCCAAUGACCCUGUGCACUACUACCGCUGCACCUGUCCCUAUGGAUUUAAGGGCCAAAACUGCGAGGAGCCCAUUCACGCCUGCAUCAGUAACCCGUGUCAGAGUGGUGGAACGUGCCACCUGAAGGAAGGAGAAAACAGCAACUUUUGGUGUGUGUGUCCAGAGGGCUUUGAAGGCGACGCAUGUGAGAUCAACAUCGAUGACUGUGAAGAUAACGACUGUGAGAACAACUCCACCUGUGUUGAUGGAAUCAACAACUACACGUGCAUGUGCUCCCCAGAAUACACAGCUGCUACCAAUGAGGUGGAGAGAGGGGAGCUGUGUGAAGAGAAACUGGAUUUCUGUGCUCCAGAGCUGAACCCAUGUCAACAUGACUCAAAGUGCAUUUUGACCCCACAGGGAUACAAGUGUGAGUGCACUCCAGGUUACAUAGGUGAGCACUGUGAGCUGGACUUUGACGACUGUAAAGACAACAAGUGUCAAAAUGGAGGUCAGUGCAUCGAUGCCAUCAACGGAUACACCUGCAUCUGUCCAGAUGGAUACAGUGGGUUAUUCUGCGAGUUCUCUCCCCCGAUGGUCCUUCCUCGCACCAGCCCCUGUGACAACCAUGAGUGCCUAAACGGGGCGCAGUGCGUCAUUGUGGGAACAGACCCCCGCUGCCAGUGUCUCCAUGGCUACGAGGGCGAGCACUGUGAGACUCUUGUCAGUGUCAACUUUGUCAACCGCGAGUCCUACCUGCAGCUUCCCUCCAGUCUUUUGUCUCCGCAGACCAACAUCAGCCUACAGAUUGCCACAGAUGAGGACAGCGGUGUGUUGUUGUAUAAAGGGGACAAUGAUCACAUUGCCAUGGAGCUGUACAGGGGUCGCCUCCGGGUCAGCUAUGAUACUGGCUCCUACCCUCCUUCUGCUAUUUACAGUGUGGAGACAGUGAAUGAUGGCAGUUUUCAUGCGGUGGAGCUGGUAGCAUCGGAUCAAACUCUGUCCCUUUCUAUUGAUGGUGGGCCGCCCAAAUCCAUCAACUCCCUCAGCAAACAAUCCACACUCAACAUAGAGUCCCCACUUUACCUGGGAGGGAUGCCAGAGCGUGCGUCAUCCUCUGGCGGUCUUUCAGCACUGCAGCACAGCUCAGGUGGACGCAAUGGCACCAGCUUCCAUGGCUGCCUCCGUAACCUGUACAUUAAUGGGAAGCUCCAGGACCUGGGGGCAGGGCUGGGGCCAGCAGCUCCAGGCUCAGGGACUGCACAGAGCACCACCAGACAGUGGCUGGGUCACGGGGUGGAGCCAGGCUGUCAGCCAUGCCAGAGAGGAGCCUGCGUCCAAGGCGACUGCCAUGAAACGGGGCACCGUGGCUUCACCUGCACCUGCCACCCCGGCUGGACAGGAGCGCUGUGUGACCAGCAGGUCAACAACCCCUGUGAUGGCAAUAAGUGCAUCCAUGGCACGUGCCUUCCAAUCAACUCCUACUCUUACUCAUGCCGCUGCCAGCCUGGUUUUGCUGGCGUACUCUGCGAUGUGCAGGACCAGGACGUAGCUAAUCCCUGUAGUCUGUCUCGAUGCAAACAUGGCAAAUGCAGAGUCUCCGGCCUGGGUAAAGCAUACUGCGAGUGCAACAGUGGAUAUACGGGAGAGGCGUGCGAUAGAGAGAUGGCCUGCCGAGGGGAACGGGUCCGAGAUGUCUACCAGAGACAGCAAGGCUACGCGGCGUGCCAAACCCAGGAGAAGGUCUCCCGCCUAGAGUGUCGGGGCAGCUGCACAGGGGGAGCAGACGGACAAGUUACCUGCUGCACCCCCCUCCGCAGCAAACGCAGGAAAUAUACCUUCCAGUGCACUGAUGGUUCUUCUUUUGUCCAGGAAGUGGAGAAAGUGGUCAAGUGUGGCUGUACAAAGUGUUCGUCAUAAAAUAGAAAGAUUAAAAAGAGAGAGACAAUAUCCUUGGCUGAUUUCCUCUUACCCAGAUAUUAUUCUGUGUUCCUGCCCGCCUUACUUGAUCCUCAUCCCCCACUGCCCAAGGUCCUUAUUCCUACUGGGAAAAUCUUCCUCCCUCUACAGUCCUCCCCCCACCAACCCUAUUUUUUAAACCUUUAAAAAAUAAAAGAAUAAAAAAAUAAAUAAAAAAGAGAAAGAUCGAGAAAUAUCAAAAAAAAAAAAAAAAGGUUUCUUUUGAUGUCAGUGCUGGACUGAUGAUUGAUGCUUCCUCGAUGGGGAUGUUGAAUUGUAUUGUAAAGUACAAAACAGACUUAUUUUUUAUUAUGAAGUGGAGAAAAAAAGAUUAAAAAAAACAAACAAAGCAAAACACAAGCUGACUUUUUCCUCACACCUCCUUUUUGUUGGUCACGAUGACUCCAAUGGUGUGCCACACUGUCUCUUCCCUGGAGGACUGAACGGUCACUGACGGGCUGACCGCUUCCUGUAGACUUCCUGCUUCCUGUCCGUGAGUUGCGUGUUUUAGGAGUAACCUUAACUGGUAGUACCACAGACUCACCACAGGGAGGAGCUGCAUUAUGGCAUGGGAGAGGGCGGGCAGUGAUAACCCCUUUCAACAUGAGAAACCACCUCACCACCUGUAGUGUGCAGUUUCCCUCCUGAACCCUCUGAGACUGUGUGCACGCCCCCCGAUACACAGCUGUGCUCAAACUUGUGGUGUUUUAUACAGCUACUGAACAACACACACACACAUUUGCAUAUGGUCUCACCUGUAGAGGCACGUUACCUGCCAGGUUGAAUAUACUACUCUCCGUAUAUCGACCUCCCCAAGUCAUAAAUGACAAGUAUUUAUUGUAUCAUAAAUACCUGUACUUAUUCAGUAGAUCCCCAUGUAUCAAUCUGAUUCUUUUAAUAUAUAUUAAUUUAUAUUUGUCCUUAUUUUUGUAUUAAAAAGACAUAAAAGUGUCAAGAUAGCUGAUAACUAACAAGAUGGUGUCCUUUAUUUUGGUUGAAGAGAAGUCGUUUUUUUGAUUGCUGAAACUAUUGUGCUUGCCAGAGACCUUAGUUACAUUUUAAUCUGCAAAUGUGACGUGAAGACAUUGUAUAUUUUUGUCGCCUUUCCUGAGAGUUUGUACUGUGCCAUUGCCAGAAGGUCUUUAUAUUAGAGUAUAAAUGUAUAGAUAAUUUCCCUACCUAUGUAUUUCACACACAGAUCUUGUGAGUAGCAUUGACCCUAGAGGAUUCUUAGAACUGUUUUUACCUUUUUAACAAAUUUAUGCUUUAAGAAUACUGUGACUUUUUCUAAAUGAAACUACUUUGUUAGCCCCUUGGUCUCCAAUGUUAACAUGUUGCUGCUAAGUUUUUGUACCGUAGACUUGGAUCCUGAUCUGUAUGUCAUAUAGAACUUCCUGCUCCUACUGUACAGGGGCACAUUGUGUAACAGAUAAAUAUGUUCCCCACCUCUACACAUGUGCAUUGUGCUUUAUAUUCCCUCCCUUCUCCGUCCCCAGACUAAUGUCAGUUCCCUGACUGAUGUUUGUUUAUUAAACACAAUAUUUACCUCA
Messenger RNA from Solea senegalensis (Senegalese sole), 7180 nucleotides. It is a transcript of the gene slit2, whose product is annotated as slit homolog 2 (Drosophila). Bases 819 to 5591 code for a protein of 1590 amino acids. The transcript is spliced from 40 exons. Gene Ontology annotation, molecular function: calcium ion binding; heparin binding; Roundabout binding. The record is from RefSeq and is a predicted model, not a curated record. NCBI's taxonomy places the organism in Eukaryota, Metazoa, Chordata, Actinopteri, Pleuronectiformes, Soleidae. Gene Ontology annotation, biological process: negative chemotaxis; retinal ganglion cell axon guidance; negative regulation of cell growth.